UACUAUCAUUCUAUUUAGUCCAGUCUGCUGCCGAGUUCCGAUGCGGUUUGCUCGGUCCUUGCCCGAUUUGUGGGCGGUACUUUUUAACUGUCAUUAAAGCUCUUCACGAGAAAACAGUUUCGAGCGGUGGGAACCGAUUCCAAAGGUUGAAACGUAACGGGUUUUUUUCUCUCUCUUGUGCCUGUGUUCCUGUUGCGCUUUCCGUCGUAUUCAGUCUUAGGAUGCCGCGACUGCUACACAGACUGUUGAGAUUUACCGUGGAAUGAGUGCUUGGGCAGUCAAAAUGCAACGCAGAGCUGCCCAUCUGGGGAGUGCUGUUGCCUCCUGUGCACACGCACCAGCCCCUUAUCCUUGCCGUAUGGAAAAAGUCAAAUUUGGAGUUCCAUUUGAUCAAAUAUGUAAACCAGACAUUCCUGGGCCCUUGCUGGUCCUAAUACUGAAGCUGAAUAAAGAGGGACCAAACAAACGGGACGUGUUUCGAGCGCCCGGACACCAAGCCAACAUGAAAAAAUUGAUUCAUUUUCUUCAAACUGGGAGAUUGGUGAACAUUGCUAAUUUCAGCGUUCACACCAUCUCUUCUGUUGUCAAAAAAUUUUUACGUAAACUGCCUGACGGUGUGUUCGGUGUUGAGGCUGAGAAGCAGCUAUUUGAUGUCCUACUGUCCUCUGGCGAAUCUCCAGAUUUGAAAUUUAAACAAGAAGAAGUCCGAAGGAUUAUAAGUGAAUUGCCCAGGUGUACGCAGCAGCUUUUAGUGUUACUUUUCGGCACCUUUCGAGCGGUUUCCCUUUCUUCGUCAUCUGCUAGCGUCGUCCCCAGCAGCGGAAUGAGUAGUGAAGCAUUGGGCGUAUCAGUUGCACCGUCUUUUUUCCACACGUGUGUAGGGGCUGGCAGACAAGCCACAAUGGAUGAUGUCAUUCGCUUCAAGGAGGACGUUGAGGCAGCUACAAAGAUUAUGAAGUUCCUCAUCGAUCACUUCGGUACGUGUAAUCUUUUCGGAACGGAGAACUACCGAUAUUACUCACGAAUCACCGGCCGAUGUUUGAAAAUCGACGACGCCUGGAUCAUGGACUUUGGUCGACCGCCCAACGCCUUGCCCUUGCCCGGUCCCAUAUCACUAGAAGCAGAAAUGACUUGGCUUCAGUAUGCCGCUCUUACGUGGCAACCUGCCUUUAGCAUAGGUGGAGGACACUCCUCAGAGGACCAUGGCAGCACUAGUGAAUCCUUAAAUAUUUAUCCAGAAGCUUGUGGCGGCGAUAACUCUGAUAUGCUGGAAUCAGCACGACUCAGCGUCAGUUUAGAAGGCGACGAAAAUUUCAGAAUGGGCGCCAAUUGUGGAGCAGAUGUCAGUUGUCCUGAAUCGCCCAUAAGUAGCAUCGGUAGCUCGAGCAGCGGAAGUCGAAGCAGUAGCAACAGCCAAUGUCGGCAUGUGGCCGCCAUCAGGUCUUCGAGGCCGCUGGAAGAGCGAAGAAGUUCUCGCUCCAACAUCAACGAUGCCACAAAAUCGCUCACCCUUCUACCUCAGGUGCACGAGAGACAGACGGCACGCAUGCGCACCCGCUCAGAGUGGUUUCUGUCCGGCUCUGUGCCGCCUCACUACCCGAACCACGAGACCAGCGAAGAGGUUCUGCUCGAAGACGGUCAUAGUUAACCCUCUUGUGGUCUACACACACACACACUCAGCUAUGGAAUACGAAACGAAACAAAAAUCCUACCAAAGAGCGGUCCGGAUCGACAAUCGGCCGCAAACAACAAAAACAGCACCCCUACACGCACGUACACACACACACACACUUUCAACGUAUGAAGAACAAAAGGAACACACAAAUUUACAAAAGAAAUACUUCAAAAACACGGAUUGAUCCCAACGGAAACAAAUGUCGUUCUUCGCUUCGUCUCUUUAUUUUUUCAUUACUCAUUCGUACUUUGAACAAACAAGGAAAAACACACUUUUGUCGUCGAAUGUCUGAUUUUUAACACACAACAAAUCCAGAGUGAUAUUUAUUUAUCCUGCGGAUAACUGGCUUUUUAUAUAUAUACGAGUGCGACGUAUGGAUUGAUCCUGACUGACGGUUGCUUGAACAAAAAGAAAAACGUGCGUCGACCAUUUUACGUCUUAUUCGUUUCAACUGUGAAGCUCGUGAUCUUUAACUUAACUGCGCUCUACAAACUCUACUCCCUUAUUGAUGAAAUUUUCUUUUCUUUCUUAAUCAACC
This is a messenger RNA of Daphnia pulex (common water flea), 2213 nucleotides long. RefSeq lists its product as uncharacterized. Lineage: Eukaryota; Metazoa; Arthropoda; Branchiopoda; Diplostraca; Daphniidae. The coding region runs from base 263 to 1648 and encodes 461 amino acids. Gene Ontology annotation, biological process: signal transduction. The transcript has 10 exons. Gene Ontology annotation, molecular function: GTPase activator activity. The record is from RefSeq and is a predicted model, not a curated record.